AUGUUGGUCUCACCUCGAUCGAUCGCUUUCGCAUCUGCACUCUCAACUUUUACACUCGCUGCUCUUGCAGGGGGUCCAAAGCUUCACUUCGUGGAACGCACAGUCGAAGCCGGACUCACUUCACAGAACGCCCUCUCGACUGCACAGCUGUACUCUCCGAUGACCGCAGGCGGGGUCGCCGCGGACUUCAAUAACGACGGAUUCGACGACAUCUUCCAUCUCGGCUCGAUGAACCCCAACUCGCUCUUCAUCAAUAACCAAGACGGCACCUUCACCAACCAAGCAUCAGAGUGGGGAGUCGCAGGUCCUUACCACUCCUUCGGCGCCUCCACAGCUGACUUCAACAACGACGGCUACCUCGAUCUCUUCGUCACCGCGUUCGGACCUGGUGAUAGCGCUCCACAACCAGGAAAACUCAAACUCUACCGCAACAACGGACCUGACGAACACGGCAACUGGUCAUUCACAGACAUCGCCGAAUCCGCAGGUGUCAACCACCUCACGCCGGGAACGAAUCAAAAAGAAGGAACCGGAUCCUCGUGGGGUGACUACGACCUCGACGGCGACCUCGACCUCUUCGUCACCGCAUACAACUCCAUCCGCGCCGCCAAUCGCUUGUUCCGCAACGACGGACCAGACGAAACCGACACCUGGCGCUUCACCGAUGUCACCGCGGAAGCCGGAGUCGAAGAAAUCGGAGUCUCCGGAUUCCUCCCAGCGUUCUGCGACAUGAACAAUGACCGAUACCCCGAACUCAUCAUCGUUGGUGAUACCGGGACGACACGCUACUACACCAACAACAGAGACGGCACCUUCACCAACGACACCAACCGUCUCGAGGAUGUCCAAACUGCAAAUGCGAUGGGGAUCGACAUCGCCGAUGUCAAUCAUGACGGCUUACUCGAUUUCUUCCUCUCUAACAUCACUUUCGACUCAACCAACGGACCGGGAAACAUCCUCCUGAUCCAGCAACCCGACGGCUCAUACAAAAACAUGGCACGAAUCUCCGGAUGCCAUGACGGCCAUUGGGGUUGGGGAUCACUCAUCAACGACUUCGAUCACGACGGUGACAAAGACAUCCUCGAAACAAACGGCUACUUCUUCGACUUCACCGCAGACCCCGUCACGCUCUAUCUCAAUGACGGCGACGGCACUUCAUUCACCGAAUCCGCACAAGCCUGCGGCAUCAAUGACAUCGCGCAAGGAAGAGGACUCGUCAGACUCGAUACCGAAAACGACGGCGACAUCGACGCGAUGAUGUUCAACUGGAAUCAGCAAAACGCAUAUUUCCAGAACAACCUCAUCACACCAAAGACCACCCAACCCGACACACACUGGGCGCGCAUUAAACUCGACACCUACGCACGCGACUCACUCGCACCGCAAGGCAUCGGCGCGAUGGUCACACUCAAAACCGCUACGAGAGAAUACAUCCUCCCAAUGUUCGCGAAUCCCUCGCACUGUGGCUCAUCAUCCGUCGAAACCCACAUCGGACUCGCGAGCGAAUCAAUGAUCGAAUCCAUCCAAGUCGCUUGGCCCGACGGCACAUUCAACACCUACACCAACCUGCAAUCUGAUCAAAUCUUCACCUUCCGCGCCCCCGCGUUUGCUGCCGACUACAACAACAACGACACCGUAGAGUUCGACGAUGUCAUGACUUUCAUCAACGCACUCGCAUCGCGCAACCUCAGCGCAGACCACAACGGCGACUCACGAAUCAACUUCUUCGACAUCGUGGACUACCUCCACGACUAUCGACAAGCUCUCAUGCCAUAA
This is a messenger RNA of Symbiodinium sp. CCMP2592, 1776 nucleotides long. NCBI's taxonomy places the organism in Eukaryota, Dinophyceae, Suessiales, Symbiodiniaceae. The record is from the annotation of a GenBank genome assembly.